Messenger RNA from Capsella rubella, 1037 nucleotides. Its product is annotated as transmembrane ascorbate ferrireductase 1. NCBI's taxonomy places the organism in Eukaryota, Viridiplantae, Streptophyta, Magnoliopsida, Brassicales, Brassicaceae. The coding region runs from base 137 to 850 and encodes 237 amino acids. The transcript is spliced from 4 exons. Gene Ontology annotation, molecular function: oxidoreductase activity. The record is from RefSeq and is a predicted model, not a curated record.
AGAUCUGGACUGGGGAAUUGAGUCGUCGUCUUCUUCUCAGAGGCUGCUUAGUUUAGAAGCUUUUUUAAAGUUCCAGUCCUCUAGAUUAAUCGAACAAAAGACAAGAAGAAGAAACACGGUUACAGAAAAAGCUAUUAUGGGUGUCGGGAUAAACGCGAUGGCGGUGACGUUUGUGGCACACGCGCUGGCGGUAAUCGCGGCGGUUAUGGUGCUGGUUUGGAGUAUUAGUUACAGAGGUGGAUUGGCCUGGGAAGCUACUAACAAGAAUCUCAUCUUCAAUCUGCAUCCUGUUCUGAUGCUCAUUGGAUUUAUAAUCUUGGGAGGAGAAGCCAUUAUAAGUUACAAAGCGCUUCCGCUGGAGAAACCAGUGAAGAAGUUGAUCCACCUUAUACUCCAUGCCAUUGCUCUGGCUCUUGGGAUCUUUGGCAUCUGUGCAGCCUUCAAGAACCAUAAUGAAAGUGGAAUCCCGAACCUCUACAGUCUCCAUUCCUGGAUUGGUAUUGGAGUCAUUUCCCUUUAUGGCUUCCAGUGGGUGUACAGCUUCAUAGUGUUCUUCUUCCCAGGAGGAUCAGCAAAUCUGAGAAGCGGGUUGCUUCCGUGGCACGCGAUGCUCGGCCUAUUUGCUUAUAUACUUGCGGUUGGGAAUGCAGCUUUAGGGUUUCUGGAAAAGCUGACUUUCUUGGAGAAUGGAGGGCUUGACAAGUAUGGAUCCGAAGCAUUUCUCAUAAACUUCACGGCCAUUGUCACUAUCCUGUUUGGUGCCUUUGUGGUACUCACUGCUUCUGCUAAGUCUCCGUCAUCUUCCUCCCCCAAUGAUGAUACUGUUGACUACAGCUACUCUGCUAUAUAAAAAAACUUUCUACAUUUCCACUUACAUCUGUAUUGCCCCUUGUACUGUCAAAACUCCAUUUAUAUAUGAUGCGUUUGUAGCUAAAAGCUUUGUGUUUUGCUACUUCUGGUGUGUAAAAUCUUCAAUAUCUUGAUAAAAUUUGUAAGUUAUUUAUCGUUCAAUACUGCUACUGUUCACAUGUGUUCUC